AUGUCCCAAACCGACUCCAAUGGUUCGGGUCAAUUCAUGAAACAGAAUGGCUUAAAGUUGAGUCUCAUUUGUCAGUUCUCCUGUAGUUUCUAUACGCUCCCACAAACACUCCCAAAAGCACUCCAAGAAACAGAGAGAGCAGCUUGCAACGAAAACUAUGUCAGCUUGGACCACCAGGGCUCGCCAGGCCACCAAUCUGGCUUGGCUGUCCCAGAAAAGUCAGCUAAUUCGACUCCUCAAGCUGCCACCCUCAUUCACUGCCGCGAAUUCGCCGGCGGUGGCGGUGAUCAUCAUGGACCUACAAAGGUGAAUUUGUGGGAAGACCCCAUGAACCCAUCUAAAUGGAAAGAAGACCAUUUUGUGAUUGUUUCUUUAACAGGCUGGGGUUUACUCUUUUACGGCGGUUAUAAGUAUUUCACUAGAGGCAAGAAGGAAGAGAAAGAAGAAGAGAGGGUUGGACAGGCAUCCAAGUAAGCUCUACAGGGUGUGAAUACAUAAGAGGCAGUCAGCUAAGUAUACAGGAUGAGAAUGCCUUUCCUAUCCAUAUUACAUGAUGUAGUUUGCCCUGUUUAUGUUAUGUUCUUGACUCUUAAAAAUAAUGGUGGUGACUGUUAUCACUUCUGUUAAUUUCUCUUGUGGUCAUUUCACCAAGCGAAUAAUAAUAAUAAUGAUAGUUUCUGUUGUGGUUGUUUUCA
Molecule: messenger RNA, 695 nt
Organism: Durio zibethinus
Lineage: Eukaryota; Viridiplantae; Streptophyta; Magnoliopsida; Malvales; Malvaceae
Source: RefSeq, a predicted model, not a curated record